UUGCAUUCAAGACAAACACAACAUUAAUAUUAAAACUCAAUUCAGUUUAAAUUGCAAUCAAAUUGAAUGCAAAUAUAAGCCAUACAAUGAUUGUGACAUUUAAGACAAUUGGAUGCCAUAAGUGAUGAUUGGUUGCUAUCUUAUCAAUAAAACAACUUUAACCCCAAUAUUACUGUUAAAUCACUUACAAAUCAAUUGCAAAACUCGUUUAUAAACCACUAAUCGCUUAAUAUUUGGCACUAAUUGUCAGACAAUUAUUACUUUUUUGUAUAUUUUUCUUUCAUUGUUAAUACAAUUUGUGGACAAAUCGACUAAAUGGCGGGUAAAGACGUGUUUCAAAUGGGUUGCCACACACUGGCCAUCAGCUCUUCCCUCCACCGCAACAAUCGUCUCCGACUCGUAGACCGACUGAAGGCAAAGAAUUUGUCCAACAAUUGUCUCAUUGUAUUACAAGGAGGAGAGACUCAGAACAUGUACUGCACUGAUGUUGAGCCGGUCUUCCGUCAGGAGUCGUACUUUCACUGGACUUUCGGUGUGAAAGAGCCCGACUGUUACGGAGCCAUAGAUGUGAGUACCGGACGUUCACUACUGUUUGUCCCACAAUUGCCCCAAUCGUACGCCAUUUGGAUGGGAAAACUGCUUACCCUUCAAGACUUCAAAGACAUCUAUGGUGUCGAUGAAUGUCAUUACGUUUCGCAAAUUAAUGAAGUGAUCGCUGGCCUUAAACCUGAACUCCUUCUGACACUCGAAGGAGUGAACAGCGAUUCCCAGAAAACGACUCGAGAGGCAGUGUUUAAUGGGAUCGCAAAGUUUAAAGUCGAUAAUAAACUGCUGUACAAAGAGAUCAGUGAGUGUCGUGUCGUCAAAACAGAGGCAGAGCUGGAAGUGAUGCGAUACACGAACAGAGUUAGCAGCGAAGGACACAAAGAAGUGAUGAGACAUAUUAGACCCGGAAUGACUGAAUACCAAUUGGAGUCCGUUUUUAGACACUACACCUACUAUAACGGCGGCGCCCGUCAUAUGUCGUACACUUGUAUCUGCGGUUCGGGUGAGAACGGGGCGACUCUUCAUUACGGACACGCCGGCGCUCCCAAUGAUAAGACUGUCAGCGACGGCGAUAUGUGUCUCUUCGAUAUGGGCUGCGAAUACUAUUGCUAUUCGUCGGACAUCACGUGUUCGUUCCCCGCGAACGGGAAGUUCACUUCAGACCAAAAGAUUAUCUACGAAGCGGUGCUGAAGGCGAGCCGAGCGGUGAUGGCGGCCGUGAAACCGGGCGUCUCGUGGCGUGACAUGCAUUUGCUCGCAGAGAAGACACAAUUGGAGGAAAUGACAAGACAUGGAUUGUUGAGAGGAGACAUCAACGAUAUGAUGACUUCCCGGUUGGGCUACAUCUUUAUGCCCCACGGAUUGGGACAUCUGUUAGGCAUUGAUGUUCACGAUGUCGGCGGAUAUCUAGAGGACUGUCCGCCGAGAUGUGCAGAGCCCGGACUCAGCAGUUUAAGGACUGCUCGACAAUUAAUUAAAGGAAUGACACUAACUAUAGAACCGGGAAUUUAUUUCAUUGACGCUCAGCUCAACAAAGCUAAAGAAGAUCCCAAUCUUUCUAAGUUUAUUGUUUGGGAUGUGAUUAACAGAUUCAGGAACUUUGGAGGAGUCCGAAUAGAAGACGAUAUAGCGAUCACUGAGACAGGAAUGGAACUGUUGACUGAUGUCCCGCGAAGUGUCCACGAAAUCGAGGCGUUAAUGGCUGAGGGAAGGAAACUUGAGGUUAAGUUUCCUCAACAAAAGUUCCUCAAAUAAUCAUAAUUUAUGACUGUUUUGUUAAAAUUAAUAUUAAAUUUGAUUGAAUAUU
Molecule: messenger RNA, 1852 nt
Organism: Medioppia subpectinata
Lineage: Eukaryota; Metazoa; Arthropoda; Arachnida; Sarcoptiformes; Oppiidae
Source: the annotation of a GenBank genome assembly